AGGAUUCUUAUUACAGUGUCGGAUUCAUUCUAUUCUACUUCCGGAAUCGCGGGUGCGUGCGUCGUUACAGUUCCAGAUUUGGGGAAGUGGAGGGAAUCACAAAGGUCGGGGCUUGGAAACCUCAAGCGACACACACAUAUGUCCCAAAUUGUAACCAGUCAAGGAAAAGGAACGAGCAAACAUCCGCCGCACGGAAAGCCGUCGUCACCCUAUUCCCCCCCAACAAAGCAAGAUUUAUUCCUUCCUCUUUAGGGCAGGCAGGUGCGAUCCCAAACUACCCCCAAUAAGAUCCUUCCAACUUCCCAUUUCGAGUUCGUGCUUUCUGUGUGGAGUUGCUCUUUCCUGGGCCUUUCUUACACGCUGGAGGUAAAAAGCCCUUAUCUUUGCUUUGGAAUUGUAUCGACUUGUGUACUUAACUAGUUAACUUCUCUAUGGCAUUGAUAUAUGGACAAUCCGCUUUCAGCACGUUAUUUUGGAUUAAAGCAAAUCCAGCUUCGCCUCUGCUAUUGCCUCGUAGAUGUAGUCUGCAAUAUGAAAUUGGAAGUCUUGCUGAUCUGAUUUUCGAUGUAAAGUUUCAUCCUUUAUGGUAUGCCUCAUAAAUGGAUGACCAGGAAGCUGAUUUUCUUGCCACCAUCUUUGUUUCUUUCUUAUUUUUUCCUUGAGAUCGUUGCCUUGUGCCUUGAACGUCAAAUUCCCUGUUAGCCCAAGCCAAGCCAAUCCUAGGAUGUGAUUUUGGACUUGGUCAUGAACAGAACUAGAGUGGCUGUGUAACUUUGAUUUGAAUUCACUUUGUGGGUUGAUUCCAAUGGAAACCUUAAAGGUCUGUUAUGUACUGCCUUCCAAUAACAGUGUGAUUCAUUGCAAUUCGUUUGUUGUUUUUUCUUGAUGCAGAAAGUAUACUAGAGUUUGGCAGCUUGGUUACAUUAUCAGCUAAGAAGGGCAGAGUUUAUGUUUGAGAACUGAAAUAAUAGCUGUUGAUUCUUUAAACAGUAGAUAUGGAAACAGUUAACAUUGAGUUAGAAAUAAGUCAUGUUGUGGCAGAAAGGAAGGAAACACCAACGAAUCGGGAAAAUGUUGAUAGUACUAGUGCUACUGAAAAGGUCGAAGCAGGUAGCCUGCCUAUUUGUGAUAUAAAUAAAAGUAUCUUGGCUGUAAGUUUCUCUGAUGAUAAUGAGGACAGACUGGACAGUGGAACAGCAGACACUGCAACUACGAGCAGUGUCGAUGGUUCUGAAGAAACCAUCAUGUUUCCAUUUUAUUUAAGGUUUCCUUCACAAUGUUCUAGGAGGAAAAAGCUGCUUAUUCUUGAUUUGAAUGGGCUACUUGUCGAUGUAGUUACUUGUCCUCCAAAGGACCGUACUCCAGACAAAAGGGUUGGAUUUCGAUCAUUUUUUGUAAGGCCGUAUUAUCUGGAUUUUCUUAAUUUUUGCUUUCGGAAAUUUGAAGUAGCUGUAUGGUCAUCAAGAACAAGAAAGAACAUCAGUAUCUUGAUUGAUUACUUGUUUGGAGAUUUGAAGAACAGUUUGUUAUUUUGUUGGGAUCUAUCCCAUUGCACAACAACACAGUUCAAGACAGUAGAGAACAAGCACAAACCUCUGGUAUUCAAAGAACUAACAAAGGUUUGGAAUAAAGAGGACCCUCAACUUCCAUGGGAGAGAGGGUACUUCAAUGAAUCAAACACAUUGUUGGUGGAUGAUUCUCCCUAUAAAGCAUUACUUAAUCCUGCCAACUCUGGCAUCCAUCCUGAUCCCUACAGCUAUGAGGAUCUCAACGAUAACUCACUAGGUGUUGAUGGCGACUUAAGAGUAUAUCUUGAGCAGUUAUCCGAAGCUGUUAAUGUACAGAAGUUUGUUGAGACCAACCCAUUUGGUCAAAAGGCUGUUGCUGAAGGGAAUGCAGAAUGGAGCUUCUACCAUGAAGUUAUAAACACAUUGUAUCCUUCUCGAGUUGAAGGCAGGAAAUACGUCUCUUCGGUGCUAACUUGAUGGAAGGAAGUCCUGUAGGUGCAGUAGGAACGUUAUACGCACAACUGCCUGUCUUUUACUUUACAAGGUGCAUAGAAGAAGCAGCCAAGCAUUUUCCUCCAGUAAUUGAAUAUAGUUGAAUGACAACUACAAGACUAUUUCCGCAUCCCCCUGACCAAAUCCACCCACAUUAGGAUUGCUCGUUAAUGGUUGAUCAAGUUUGAUGGAUUCGCCCUCUGAAACAAGAAGUUCUGGUCCUGGAGGUAUAAUAUUAAUUACUUGACGUCCCUCUGGCGCAUCGGUUAUAGUUAGUUCGUACCCCCCUUUUUCUUUUCGUAUAAUUUUGCUUACUAUACCCGCCGCUGGAGCAUUAUAAACUGUAUUAUUACUC
This is a messenger RNA of Linum trigynum, 2355 nucleotides long. The record is from the annotation of a GenBank genome assembly. NCBI's taxonomy places the organism in Eukaryota, Viridiplantae, Streptophyta, Magnoliopsida, Malpighiales, Linaceae.